Apiotrichum porosum is the source of this 1419-nucleotide messenger RNA. RefSeq lists its product as uncharacterized. The transcript is spliced from 3 exons. The record is from RefSeq and is a predicted model, not a curated record. Gene Ontology annotation, molecular function: NAD transmembrane transporter activity. Lineage: Eukaryota; Fungi; Basidiomycota; Tremellomycetes; Trichosporonales; Trichosporonaceae. The coding region runs from base 1 to 1419 and encodes 472 amino acids. Gene Ontology annotation, biological process: NAD transmembrane transport.
AUGGCGCCGCUCGCCCGCGAUGGGAGCGCAGAGGCGACCACGUCCCGUGCGGCGCGCUCCUUCCGGGACUGCCCCGACAACUCGUCGUCGUCGGCUGAUAGCAGUCUCGACCAGGUGCCGGCCUUCGACCACCGCCCAGCUGGAAGCUUGAUGGCGAUGCGGUACACUUGUUCCCCCAUCGCACGCCGAACUGUCGGCCCCCACGGACUCGGCCAUGCGCCGCUGCACCCGGGCAUCCCGCCAGACGCGGCCCACGACGGCAGUUCCGGCAGCCGCCGUUCGGACGGACCUCCGUAUACACCUGCCAGCACCGGCAUCACCCCUCUCGCAUUCACCAGCACGCUGUACAACCCCGUGUUGUCGUCCGUGAUGGAAGGUGGCGAUGUGCGGCGAAAGCGAAUCCGCGUCCCGGCCGCACUACAUUCCAUGGUCGCCGGCGCCGGCGCGGGUCUCGUCUCGUCCAUUGCGACAUGCCCGCUCGACGUGGUCAAGACCACACUACAGGCCCAGAGCGUCCCGCGCGGAGCACCAGGAUACGAGGGUGUGACCAAGACGUGUAUCCGCAUCUAUCGCCAGUCGGGCGUGCGGGGCUUUUACCGCGGCCUGGGACCAACCGUGGCUGGAUACCUCCCGACAUGGGGAAUCUACUUUACUGUCUAUGACUUUAUCAAGGAUCGCUUGCGGCAGAUCCCAAUUGCGAAUGCGCACCCAGACAUUGCACACGUCACAGCAGCGAUGACGGCCGGCGCAACGGGCACCAUUCUGACCAACCCGCUGUGGGUCGUCAAGACGCGGUUCAUGGCGCAGGCUAUCCUGCCUCCCUCGGCCCCCCGGUACAAGACGACGUUUGACGCAGUACGCACCAUCUACACAACGGAGGGCUUUCGCGCCUUCUACAAGGGUCUCCUCCCGAGUUUGAUGGGUGUCUCGCACGUGGCGGUACAGUUUGGUCUGUACGAAAAGACCAAGGCCUGGGCUUGUCGUGACGGCCAGCCCCUGACGCCGACGGCGAUCCUCGCCUGCUCGGCCUUCUCCAAGAUGGUCGCCUCACUCGCGACAUACCCACACGAGGUGCUGCGUACGCGCAUCCAGGUCUCCAAGGCGCAGACGCCCAAACCCGCCGCCGCCGUCGCUGCUGCUGCUGCUGCUCGGCCACCGAGCUCCGAGCUCUACUCGCCAUUGGUCACGGGCUCCAACCCGCCCGUCGCUGGCGAGCUGCCAGCCUCAGCCGGCCGGUCGGGUAACAAGCCAGUCUUCACCCCGCGCCCAGGAGGUAUCAUUGAUGUGUUCCGCAAAAUCUACCACCAGGACGGAUGGCGCGGGUUUUACCGCGGCCUGAGCAUCAACCUCGUCCGCACCGUGCCGAGCAGCGCCGUCACCAUGCUCACGUAUGAGCUGAUCAUGCGCAAUCUUUCAUAG